UUAAAUUGCCAGUCGAGUCCGUGAACGUCAUGACAGUGACUCGCUGUCAUCACGUGAACUAACCACAGCUCCGUGGUGCUGAAACUCCGCUCCGAAAACGCGCUCGUCCUUUUAAAUUCUGGAAUAUCGUCUGGAUUAAAACGGUAUUAAUGUGCGUGGGGUCCAUUGUAAUUUUGGCAAUUUUCACUUUCAUGGGUAAAAUUCAUUUCAAAGACUGAAGUGCAGUAAACACAGAGAGCGAUCCGGUCCUUUGUAACAAUGGAGUCUGGCAGAAGGUACGUGCUGCUCGUCGUUCUUCUUUUUUCUUUCGUUCGUAACAUAUCGACCUCAGUGACUCAUUAUUCAAUACCAGAGGAAAUGAAAGAAGGAUCCGUUGUAGCAAACCUUGCUUCUGAUCUCGGCCUGGAUGUGAAAACACUGAACGAGAGGAAGAUGCGUCUCGACAUAAUUCAAAAUAAGAAAUAUCUGGAUGUGAACAAAGAGACUGGAGAACUGUAUAUCGUCGAGAAGAUUGAUAGGGAAUAUAUUUGCCCUUCAAAGUCGUCAGCAUCCUGUUAUCUUAGACUAGAAGUAAUACUAGAAAAUCCAGUACGAAUAUUUAACAUAGAAGUAGAAAUUCUAGAUAUGAACGACAACGCCCCACAAUUUAGAAGAGACGUCAUACACUUAGACAUUUCUGAAGCGACGUCAAAAGGAGAGAGAUUCUCUCUCAGUAAUGCAGUUGAUCCUGAUGUCGGGAGCAAUUCAGUGAAAACAUAUCAUCUGAGUGAAAGUGAAGAUUUUAAUAUUGAAGUUCAGACAGGAAGAGAAGGGGCAAAAUUUGCUGAAUUAAUUUUACAGAAGACUUUAGAUCGGGAGCAGCAGGCUGUUCAUAAUCUAAUACUCACAGCUGUAGAUGGAGGAACACCUGCUCGUUCUGGUACUGCCAGUGUUAUUGUUCGUGUGUUGGACACAAAUGACAACGCUCCUGCAUUUGAUAAGACCAUGUUAAAUAUGAACAUAAUGGAAAAUUCUCCCAUAGGAAGUCUUGUUAUUCAUCUCAAUGCAACUGAUUUAGAUGAAGGGUCAAAUUCUGAUAUAAUUUACUCAUACAGUUUAUAUACAUCAGAGAAAACACAACAAACAUUUAAUCUGAAUCCUUCUACUGGAGAAAUUACAGUAAAAGGAAUGUUAAACUAUGAGGACUUCAGGAUUUAUGAUAUGGAAGUUAUAGCAACUGACCAUGGAGACAAUAGUUUAUCAGGACAAUGCACCAUAAAGAUUCUGGUUGAAGACAUGAACGACAACCACCCAGAAAUAUCUAUUAAAUCAUUUCAGAGUCCAGUGAAUGAAAACAUAGAACUCAACUCAGUGAUAGCUGUAGUUAGUGUCAGUGAUAAAGACUCAGGUGACAAUGGAGUGGUGGAUCUUCACAUUCCAGAUAAUAUGCCUUUCAAACUGAGAGAAUCCUCUGAUAACUAUUAUGAAUUAGUGGUGUCAGAGCCGUUAGAUCGUGAGAAGGUUCCAGAAUAUGAGGUCACCUUCACUGUUACAGACAGAGGUUCUCCUCCGUUAUCUGACAAUGAAACUAUGACGUUAGAGCUGCUGGAUGUUAAUGACAAUGUUCCACAGUUCCCUCAGUCAUUUUAUACCAUACGUGUCGUGGAGAAUAACGCACCUGGGGCCUUGCUCAGUUCACUGACGGCCUUUGACCCUGACCUCCAUGAAAACCAGUAUCUGGUUUAUUUCAUCCUAGAGAGGGAGAUAGCCAACACCUCCAUGUCCAUGCUGUUCUCCAUCAACCCAGAGAACGGGAAUCUUUACGCACUGAAAACUUUUGACUAUGAGAUCGAGAAGGAGUUUCUUUUCCACAUCGAGGCCAGAGACUCUGGCUCUCCUCCACUCAGCAGUAACGUGUCCAUCCACAUCAUCAUCGUGGACCAGAACGACAACGCUCCGGUUAUUGUGUCUCCGUGGCGCGCGCACGGCUCGGUGGUGGAAGAGAAGAUCCCCAGAUCCACCGAUAAAGGAUCUCUCGUUGCCAAGGUGAUAGCUCUAGACACAGACUCGGUGCACAACUCUCGGAUUACCUACCAGUUUCUACAGGUGACUGACGCCACCUUGUUCAGUCUGGACCAGUACAACGGAGAGAUCCGGACUAUGAGGAUGUUCAGUUACAGAGAUCCGCGCCACCAGAGACUGGUUGUUGUUGCCAAGGACAACGGGGAGCCUGCUCUCUCUGCUACAGUCACCAUCAAGCUGUCCACAGUGGAGACUGCGGUGAAGGCCUACUCUGACAUGACUGAGGUGCCUCUAGAGUACGACAUCUUCUCAGACCUAAAUCUGUACUUGGUGAUCGGUCUGGGCUCCGUGUCAUUCCUCCUGCUGAUCACCAUCUUGGUCACCAUCGUGCUCAAGUGUCAGAAACCCAAGCCCAGUAAAGCGGCUCCUCCCUGCAGGAACAGUGUGAUCAGUGAGAGGAACUCCACCAUCGCAGAUUCCACUCUGGUCUCCAACGAUGCCUACUGGUACAGUCUGUUUCUAGCAGAGACCAGGAAAGGAAAGAUGGUGGUCAGACAGCCUGUGCCAAAGGGCUCCAGAUACAUCGUGUCCAGUUUACCAAGAGGAACAGGACUGACAGACACUAGUGGGUCUGCGGCUUCUACUCUGCAGGUAGGAAUAAAAAACACACAUCACAAUUCACAUGUGGCGCUGUUCUGUUAG
Scophthalmus maximus (turbot) is the source of this 2703-nucleotide messenger RNA. Its product is annotated as protocadherin alpha-C2-like. The coding region runs from base 259 to 2703 and encodes 814 amino acids. NCBI's taxonomy places the organism in Eukaryota, Metazoa, Chordata, Actinopteri, Pleuronectiformes, Scophthalmidae. Gene Ontology annotation, molecular function: calcium ion binding. The record is from RefSeq and is a predicted model, not a curated record. Gene Ontology annotation, biological process: homophilic cell-cell adhesion. Gene Ontology annotation, cellular component: plasma membrane. The transcript has 2 exons.